Messenger RNA from Aspergillus caelatus, 1100 nucleotides. RefSeq names its product GlcG/HbpS family heme-binding protein. NCBI's taxonomy places the organism in Eukaryota, Fungi, Ascomycota, Eurotiomycetes, Eurotiales, Aspergillaceae. Bases 88 to 696 code for a protein of 202 amino acids. The transcript has a single exon. The record is from RefSeq and is a predicted model, not a curated record.
GGCGACUUGGCAGUUCCCCGAUGGCGUGGGUUGCCUCUGCUUGGAAUCAUACUUAAGUAUGGCGAAUAACCAUACACCUUCUCAUCUAUGCCCACUGCGUCACAAUCCUGCAUAACACAUUCAUACGAAAGAUAUUUCAAACCUAUCAUUACCCUUCGUUCACCAAUCAGCAUACUACUACGAGCAACUCCGAGACGAAAAGAAACAAUGAUGACCAAGCUCUGGAUCAUGGCUGGCUGCAUAGCGGCAGCCUUCUCAACCGCUACAUCUGCGAACACCCUUCAAGAACACAAUAUUCCACUCAGCCUAGCCCUCGAAAUCGCCCAGGAUGCAGUACAGGACUGUGCCAACAAGCAAUACAGUGUAUCAGCAGCUGUAGUAGACCGUGCGGGUGUCCUACGCGCCCUGCUGCGGGCUGACAAUGCAGCUAUUCACACACCGGAGGCGUCGCGUCGAAAGGCCUAUACGGCCGCAUCGUCGCGCACAGCGACAAGUACUAUGGUCAAGAACAUCCAAAAUCCUGGCGCUGCCCAACUUGUGGCGGUGAAUGAUUUCCUCGUUCUCGCUGGUGGCGUGCCAAUCAGAGUCGGAAACGAGACAAUUGGCGCUGUCGGUGUCGGUGGUGCUCCCAGCGGAGAUCUCGACGAAGCCUGUGCGAUGGCGGCGCUCCAGAAGGUGGUAGAAAAGCUGGUAUAAACUAUUACGCUAGGCAUGAUGUUCUAUUGGAGCACGGGCGAAGUCCAGUCCAUCGCCUCGUUUCGGUCGGCCUCUACUAGGACUGGUGUCUGUUACUUUCGUAUUGGGCAAUGCCAUGAGGCUGUUUCUGUGAUAAUGGCCAUUGAGAAUAUUGGGAUGUAUAGCAAGCACUUUUCUGGUCUCUUUUGGUACGACCUUGAGAUAUCGAUGGAGACUCGAUGUACAAUGUAGGUGUUAAUAUGGACUUUCAGUUAGUGAUUGGGACCACAGAGAAAGUAGAGCUAUGUAUAUAACCACUUUUCCCUUGCUUUUGCUUUUCCUUUUCGAAACACUUGGCCCCACCGUUAAGAUAGUGAUUAGAUUUAGAUAUGAGGUGUUUCGAUCUAAUAACUUCUGCUGCUGUA